This is a messenger RNA of Heterostelium album PN500, 1203 nucleotides long. Its product is annotated as cation diffusion facilitator family transporter. Gene Ontology annotation, molecular function: monoatomic cation transmembrane transporter activity. Gene Ontology annotation, cellular component: membrane. The record is from RefSeq and is a predicted model, not a curated record. The coding region runs from base 1 to 1203 and encodes 400 amino acids. The transcript has a single exon. Lineage: Eukaryota; Evosea; Eumycetozoa; Acytosteliales; Acytosteliaceae. Gene Ontology annotation, biological process: transmembrane transport; monoatomic cation transport.
AUGUCAUCGGUUGCACCAUCCGAAGAGAGUAGAUUGAUAAUUGACCAAAAUGCUUACCAACUAGACUCGAGCAGCACAGGAAUAGAUACUGCCACCUCGCCAGAGUACUACAAUGCAGACUCUGAGUUGGUGUAUCGUCGUCACGCCAAACAAACAGAGGAUCUACGUAACCUUCUCACUCAGACAAAGAAGCACGAAGACGAGAUCAAGGGUCUCAAGAACAAGCGUGAACGUGGUUUCUAUAUCAAGCAGAAUGAGUUGAUCGACCAAUUCUUGGCACCUCUCAAAGAGGGUGGCGAUAGCGAUGAAGACGACGAGAAUGACUUCAAGGUAAAGGUUGCCAUCAACGGUAGUUUACUCGUAAAUAUCGUUUUGUUCACAUUGCAAAUCACAGCGGCAAUCAUCACAGGUUCACUCUCGCUCGUUUCCACCUCGAUCGAUGCAUUCAUGGAUUUGCUCAGUGGUUUCAUUCUCUUCAUGACUGCACGUGCCCGUAAGAAGCGUAACUACUUUGAAUACCCAACCGGAAAAUCUCGUAUGGAGCCGGUCGGUAUCAUUAUUUUCGCUGCACUCAUGUCGACCGUCUCUAUCAAUUUGAUUAUCGAAGGUUCGACCUCGCUCAUCAAGCAGAACGACAAGGAACUCUCACUCGGUAUCAUCCCAAUUGCUUUCGUUGGACUCUCCAUCGUCUGCAAGAUCGUCAUGUAUCUCUACUGUCGUGUAUUGACACACUCGUCGUCGGCAAUGAUUCUCGCUACCGACCAUCGUAACGAUAUCACCGUCAAUUCAUUCGGAAUUGGUAUGGCUAUUCUCGGUACCUACGUCAAGUGGUGGCUCGACCCAGUCGGUGCUUUGAUUGUCGCCCUCAUCAUUUUGCGUUCCUGGACAUCGGAGGCCUACGAACAGAUCGAGUUGCUCGUCGGAAAGUCUGCUUCACCAGAGUUCCUCCAGCGUCUUACCUACAUCGCCGUCUCGCACAGCCCAGAGAUUCUCAAGGUCGACACAUGUCGUGCAUUCCACGUCGGUAACAACCUCUUUGUCGAAGUCGACAUUGUUUUGCCAGAGAACAUGCCACUGAUCAGAACUCACGACAUCGGAGAAUCUCUCCAAAUCAAGCUCGAGUCUCUUCCAGAGGUUGAGAGAGCAUUUGUACAUGUUGAUUACGAAUUCAGACACAAACCAGAACACAAGAGAAUUAAUUAA